UUAUUUGUUAUAGCAGAAAUAAAAGCCCUUGAGUGGAGGGAAGGAUAGAGACACAGGCUUUUGAACACUCAUCCAAGUUCUUCCAAACCUAAUCAGUCAAAUUCUUCACGCACACUCAGUUAGGGUUUUUUUUCUCAUUCAAAUUCUUCUCCCAGUUGGGGUUUCUUUCUCGGAAGAUGGCUCGUAACGAGGAGAAGGCCCAGUCGAUGCUCAACCGCUUCAUCACCAUGAAGGCGGAGGAGAAGAAGAAGCCGAAGGAGCGCCGCCCCUUCCUCGCCUCAGAGUGCCGCGACCUCUCGGAGGCCGACAAGUGGCGGCAGCAGAUCAUGCGGGAGAUCGGCCGGAAAGUUGCCGAGAUCCAGAACGAGGGUCUCGGCGAACACCGCCUCCGCGAUCUCAACGACGAGAUCAACAAGCUCAUCCGCGAAAAAUCCCACUGGGAACGCCGCAUUGUGGAGCUCGGCGGGCCGAAUUACUCGAAGCACUCCGCGAAGAUGACGGACCUCGAUGGAAACAUCGUCGACGUCCCGAACCCGGGUGGCCGUGGCCCGGGAUACCGCUACUUCGGGGCUGCCAAGAAGCUCCCCGGCGUCAAGGAGCUCUUCGAAAAACCCCCCGAGCUUCGAAGGCGGCGUACUCGAUAUGACAUUUAUAAGAGAAUUGAUGCGAGUUAUUAUGGUUACCGUGAUGAGGAGGACGGUGUGUUGGCGCGGCUGGAGGGGCCGGCGGAGGAGGCGAUGAGGCGGGAGGCGGCGGAGGAGUGGAGGAGGUUGGAUGAGGUGAGGAGGGAGGCGAGGAAAGGGGUGGUGAGCGGGGAGGUGGCAGAGGUGACCGCGGUGGCGAGGGAGGUGCUGAAGGAGGAUGAGGAGGAGGUGGUGGAGGAGGAGAGGGCGAGGGAGAGAGAGGAGGAGAGGGAGAGGAGGGAGUUUGUGGUGCACGUGCCGCUGCCGGAUGAGAAGGAGAUUGAGAGGAGGGUGCUGGAGAAGAAGAAGAAGGAUCUGUUGAGUAGGUACGCGAGUGAGGGGCUCGUGGAGGAGCAGACUGAGGCCAAGGACAUGCUCAACAUUCAGCGUUAGAGUGGCUUACUAGCAUGAGGCAAUGGGCAAUCAAUGGCUUACUUGCAUCGAGUAAUAAUAAUUGAUUACGACUCAAUGCAAAUAUAUCUGCUUUUGGGAUUCCUAAGCUACUGGUGCUUGAAAAAGUCAUAUUACAACUCAAGUAAUGGGCACUUUUGGCAUAGACCCUGUGUACAAAUUUAAGACUUGAAACGUUUUAUGAUUCAAAGGUGAUUUUUUUCAAUGUUAUUCUUCAUAUAGUAAGGAAUUGUGAUUAAUGCUCUUUCA
Glycine soja is the source of this 1343-nucleotide messenger RNA. Its product is annotated as pre-mRNA-splicing factor ISY1 homolog. Gene Ontology annotation, cellular component: post-mRNA release spliceosomal complex; Prp19 complex; catalytic step 2 spliceosome. Bases 177 to 1076 code for a protein of 299 amino acids. Gene Ontology annotation, biological process: generation of catalytic spliceosome for second transesterification step; mRNA 3'-splice site recognition. The transcript has 2 exons. The record is from RefSeq and is a predicted model, not a curated record. NCBI's taxonomy places the organism in Eukaryota, Viridiplantae, Streptophyta, Magnoliopsida, Fabales, Fabaceae.